AUGAAAAGUAAAGAUCUCCAACAAGUGGUUUUUCGUAAAUAUGAAGAUGGUGAUAGUCCUACCAAAAUCUUUCGUGAUUUAAAUGGUUCGUUAGGAUUAGCCAUCAUAAAAAGAUGGCGUAAGAUGAUCCGUGAAACCGGUUCUAUCCAGCUAUUGAAACCACCUGGCGGUCCACGUUUUGCUCGAACUAUGGUGUCGGUUCGAAGUUUGACUAAGGAUUAUCCCAUAUCAAAAUCAAGUGUACAUCGAAUAUUAAGGGAAGACCUGAAACUUCAUGCCUACAAGAUGACUGUCGAACCAAAAAUUACGGAAGAACCCAAAACCAAACGAAAAAAAUUCGUUAAUUGGGUCGGUAAUAACUUUCGAAAGGAGGACACGAUGCGUAUCUUGUUUUCGGAUGAAAAAAUGUUUGAUCUCGACGCAAUAUAUAAUUCCCAAAAUCAACGUAUCUGGGUUGCUAGUCGAGAUGAAGCAGAUGAAAAGGGUGGUAUCAAAAUGAAACAGAAAUUUUCGCAAAAGUUUAUGGUCUGGCUCGGCGUUUGCUCCGAAGGAAUGAUACCAUUAGUUAUUUUUGACCAAGGGACAAUGGAUCACGCUAGAUAUAUCCAAAAAGUUCUUCCUAUUGCAUUUAAAUACGGAAAUAAAACCUUUGGAGAGUACUGGACAUUUCAACAGGAUGGUGCGAAACCUCAUAUCCAUCAGCUAACGCAAAAAUGGUGUCAGGAUAAGUUUCCAUCAUUCAUAGAUAAAGAUCAUUGGCCACCGAAUAGUCCAGACCUAAAUCCAUUGGACUAUUGCAUCUGGGAUGAGUUUGCACAGUAUCUGAGCUGGGAGAAAGUGAUAUCAAAACCCACAUUAAUUGAUGAAUUAAAACGUGCUGUUUAA
Adineta ricciae is the source of this 885-nucleotide messenger RNA. NCBI's taxonomy places the organism in Eukaryota, Metazoa, Rotifera, Eurotatoria, Adinetida, Adinetidae. The record is from the annotation of a GenBank genome assembly.